UUCAGAGGUGAAGGGUUAUGAGUCUGACAGAGACACAUGUCUGUUGUUGAUGCUGGACAUUUUAACGUUUUUUAAGCUCUUUCUUCGCGUUUUGCAGUCUUUAGGUCCAGGCUCGGGUUCAGUGGGUCUGUCCUGAGCUCAAAUGAGGAACCUGAAGCUGCUGAAGAGCCUGCGGAGCUCAGAGCUGCAGGGUCCAGGCUCCGCGCAGUGCCUCUCUGUGCGGGCCGACACUGGCUCGCUGCUGGUUUCAUCUCAGUUCGCCAUCACAGAGUUUGACCCCCGAACUGGCCAGGUUGUAAGCGAGGCUUCACUGACUGCUGAUGGUUUCCUCCCAGAGGAUGGCAGUGGUGUGGUUGUGGGACUGCAAGACCUGGCUGAACUGCAGUCAGCAUGUUUGGCUACAGCUGGUGGUGAUGUCGUCCUCUUCAACCUCAACACCUACCAGCUGGAGUGUGUCGGCAGUGUGGACAGUGGUCUGACCUCGAUGAGCUGGAGUCCUGAUGAAGAGCUCGUCAUUCUCACUACUGGUCAGGAAACAAUCAUCAUGAUGACCAAAGACUUUGAGCCGAUCACUGAAGUCAGCAUCCACCAGGAUGACUUCGGUGAAGGGAAGUUCAUCACAGUAGGUUGGGGGAAGAAGGAAACUCAGUUCCAUGGCUCAGAGGGGAAACAGGCAGCACAGAGGAAGAUCCAGGAGGUGCAACCAGCUGCUGCGUGGGAUGACCGCAGGCCGCGGGUGACGUGGCGAGGUGAUGGUCAGCUGUUCGCCGUCAGUGCCGUCUGCCCUCAGACUGGAGCCAGGACGGUCCGGGUGUGGAACAGAGAGGGCGUCCUGCAGGCCACCAGUGAGCCCAUCAGCGGCCUGGAGCAGGCACUCUGCUGGAAACCCUCAGGCAGCCUGAUAGCGAGCACUCAGCGUCAUCCCAACAAACACAGUGUGGUGUUUAUGGAGAAGAAUGGACUUCUGCAUGGAGACUUCACCCUGCCGUUCAGCAAAGAUCAGGCAAAGGUAAAAGACCUGCUGUGGAACAGUGACUCCACUGUUUUAGCCGUUUGGUUGGAGGACAUGACUCCUGGGGAGGAUGGACAGGUCAACACGUACAUCCAGCUGUGGACGGUGAGGAACUACCACUGGUAUCUGAAGCAGAGUCUGGACUAUGGCCAAGACCCUCAGAAGGCUCCGGUCUGUGUCUGCUGGGACCCAGAGUGCCCUCUACGGCUCCACGUGGUGACCAGAUCCUGGACCAGCCUCACCUACGACUGGGGGUGGACAACAGAGCGGAGCCCCGGGCUGGAUGACUCUGACAACGCCAGCGUGGCUGUGAUUGAUGGAGAUAAAAUCCUGGUGACGACCUUCAGGCAGUGUGUGGUUCCUCCUCCCAUGUGUUCGUUCGAGCUUCAGCUGAAGUCACCAGUCAACCAGGUGACCUUCCUCUGCCGACCUCAGCGGACCACUCAGCUGGCAGCGCUCACUGCUGACGGACAGAUCUCAGUCUACAGCCAAGAUGCUGGAGAGCGGGCUGAGAAAACAGCAGAUGGAUUCAGGAUUAUGUCUCCUCCCCUGGUUCUCCAGAAAACCUUCAGAGUUGCAGCUGUUCAGGAUGAUCCUCUGGCCCUACGGCAGCUGCUGUGGCUGGAGGAUGAUCUGUUUGUGGGUGUGGGCUCCGGUCUGCUGCCAAACUCCUCCACCCUGCUGAUGCUCCGGCCUGCUCAGGACGCCAGUGACAUGCUCACUGUCAGGGCUGAGAUGGAAGUGGACGGUGUUGUGGUCAGCAUGGUUCAAUGCUCGCAGACCAGCACUGUGGCCCUGCAACUGGAAGAUGGGCAGAUUAGGAAGCUGCUCUGGGAUUGUCCUGAGCCAUCAGUGGAGACCUGGCGUGACUCCAGUGGAUGUAGCAUCAACUUCCCUGUUCCCUGUGUUCACAUGGCCCUCUGCAGCAUCAGUAGAGAGGAACAUCUCUUGGGCCUGACUGACAGAUCUCACCUGUAUGCUGGAGACACGGAGCUUGCCUCAAAUGUUUCCUCCUUUGCCGUUUGUAAUGACUUCCUUCUCAUCACCACACUCUCCCACACCUGCCGCUGCCUCCACCUGAGCUCGCUCACUGUCAAAGGGCUGCAGGUGGCCUUGGCCUCAGAUGGAGGUCAGAAUGAUGAGACGCUGCGCCGGGUGGAGAGAGGAUCCCAGAUCGUUACUGUGGUGCCUCAAGAUACCAGAGUGAUUCUACAGAUGCCUCGUGGGAACCUGGAGACUGUGCAUCAUCGAGCGUUGGUGCUGGCUCAGCUCAGGCAGUGGUUGGACGAUCUGCGCUUCAGAGAAGCCUUUGAGUGUAUGAGGAAACUGAGGAUCAAUCUCAACCUCAUUUAUGACCACAAUCCAAAGGUUUUCCUGGAGAACAUAAAGACCUUCAUCACACAACUCAACUCCAUCAACUACAUCAACCUCUUCCUCACUGAGCUCAGGGAAGAAGAUACAACUAGCAGCAUGUACCCCCAUCCUCAGAGCAGCCUUGUCCAACCGCUGCCUGUCUCUGCCCAGAAGAAGGUGGAUGUGGUGUGCGAUGCCUUACGGAGUGCUAUGGAGUCAAUGGAUCCAAACAAGUUCUGUCUGUCCAUUCUGACGGCUCAUGUGAAGAAGACCGUUCCUGAACUUGACAUCGCUCUGCAGAAAGUCCAUGAACUCCGAGAGAGCCCUCCCACAGCUCCCGGUGCUGUGAGCGCUGAAGAGGCACUGAAGUACCUCCUCUUCCUCGUCAAUGUCAACGACCUGUACGAACACUCUCUGGGGACGUACGACUUUGACCUCGUGCUCAUGGUAGCUGAGAAAUCCCAGAAGGACCCCAAAGAGUACCUGCCCUUCUUAAAAAUGCUGAAGAGCCUGGAGCCAAACUACCAACACUACACCAUCGACAAACACCUGAAACGCUACAGGAAGGCCCUGCAUCACCUCAGCAAGUGUGGAAAAGAACAUUUCCCUGAAGCUCUGAAGCUGGUGAAGGAGCAAAAUCUCUACAGUGAAGCUCUGCAUCUGUACACGGCAAACAGCGCUGAGUACAAGGCUCUGAGCUGCGCCUAUGCUGAGCACCUAAUACAGCAGCAGCAGGCGGAGCAGGCCGGCCUACUGCUGUGGCGAUGUGGAGAGCCAAUCAGCGCCUUGCAGGCGUUCGCCAGUAGCUCCAGUUGGAGAAACGCAAUCUGUGUGGCGCAGCAGAUCCCACUACCACCUGACCAUUUGGCUCUACUGGCCAGAGACCUGGCAGGGAAGCUGACUGAGCAGCGACGAUACUCAGAAGCUGCUCUGCUGCUGGACCAGUACGCCAAAGACUGUGAGGAAGCCAUCUUGGCUCUGAUCACUGGUGCUUUCUGGGAGGAGGCGCUUCGAUUGAUUUACCUACACAACAGACAGGACAUCACUGAAACCAACCUGAAACCUGCUCUGACAGAAGCCGUCGGCACACAGACCGUCUUCCUGGAGGCUCAGGUAGCGACGUUCGCACGACACAGGGCCAGACUGGCUGUCGUCCGAGAGCAGAAGCAGAAGGCCCGACUGGACAUGCUUGAUGAGGAUGAUCCAGACUGCCCUGAUGCUGAGUUUUACUCUGAAGCCAGUAGUGUGAUGACUGGCUCCAAAUACUCCCAUAGUAACUCCCGCAUCUCCUCGAGGUCAUCAAAGAACCGGCGGAAGGCCGAGCGGAAGAAGAUCAGUCUGAAGGAAGGAAGCCCGAUGGAGGACAGAGCGCUGAUGUACGCUAUGGGUGAGAUCAUCACCACGGUGGACAAGAUGAGAGAGGAAGUGCACAGUCUGCUCAAGGCCCUGGUGCUGUUCCAGUUUGACAAACAGGCAGAAAAGCUGCAGCUGGCCUAUGAUGAUGCUCUGCGGGUGAUGGAGGCAGCAGUACCUGAGGUGUGGCCUGUAAACCUCCAAAGCAACCAAACCCCGCUCACUGGGCCAAACUCAACUGCAAACAGCAUCAUGGCUUCUUUCCAACAGCAGCAGAAACCUGCAGCUUCACCACAAGAUGCAGAGGUCCUGACGCCACCAAAGAUGAGAAACGGUGUCAAGUGGAAGCUCACUAUUCUUAAGAGCCACAGGAGGAGGAUGGAACCACGAGGUGCUUUACCCAAGAAACGCUACUCACACCCCAAGUCUCUCAUCUCCCCUGGCUCGUCAUCAUGAAUGUCUGACUCCAUC
Molecule: messenger RNA, 4189 nt
Organism: Monopterus albus (swamp eel)
Lineage: Eukaryota; Metazoa; Chordata; Actinopteri; Synbranchiformes; Synbranchidae
Gene: elp1
Product: elongator acetyltransferase complex subunit 1
Exons: 37
Coding region: 143-4174 (1343 amino acids)
Biological process (GO): tRNA wobble base 5-methoxycarbonylmethyl-2-thiouridinylation
Cellular component (GO): elongator holoenzyme complex; cytosol
Molecular function (GO): protein binding; tRNA binding
Source: RefSeq, a predicted model, not a curated record